CGGAGUUUCCCGAGAAACACCAGAAGGCGGAAAAGCGGACAGUAUUUAAGCUGGAGACUGAAUGACGGCUGCUCUCACAGCUUCAGUUUGUCCGCAUACUUUUACGGUUGACAUAUUUUUAAUAUCCGACUGUUGAAACGACGACAAGUUCAACACUCUGUUGCAACAAGGAAACUUGAUCAGAAAUGGCUUAUCCAAGACCUCUGCUGAUACCAUGGCUGCGGGAAAAAAUUGACAGCGGCAGGUUUCCUGGUGUCAACUGGACAAACCUGGAAAAAACUGAGUUUACUAUCCCAUGGAAACAUGCUCUGAGACAGGACUCGUCUGACACCGAUGUUCUCAUCUUUAAGGCUUGGGCUGAGGUGAGCGGCAACGGCCGUGCUCAAGGCGACGCUUCUGUGUGGAAGAGGAACUUCCGCAGCGCCCUACGAGCUAAGGGCUUCAAACUGCAGUCAGAUAACAAGAACGACACUGCUAACCCCCAUAAAGUGUUUCAAUGGCCGAAGGAUUCAGCAUUAGGAGCUAAUUCUUCUGCUGGCUCCCAGGAACAGGAUGACGAUAACUUGUAUAACGGCUUUGCAUUUCCAGAGAAUCAGGCUUUCCAAAACUUUGUUGAUGAUAUCUACCUUCCAGAAGACAUUGCGAUGCCAGCUGGCCAGGAUCUUCUCCAGGAGUGCUUGAGAGACCUGAACAUUGGCCCAGACGUAGAGGGCACCGUGGGCUUUGAGCUUCCUCCUGAGCAGCAACAGCUGCAGAAUCAGAUUGUGAUUGGUGGACACCCGUUGCCAGGGCAACAGCAAGAUCCAGUAAUGUUUUCGGGUGCAGCCAGUGAAACUGGGUUGCCUGGGCAACCAGCAUGUCCAGUGCAGGGAGAUGUGGGAGGGGCCUAUGCUACACACUUCCUGCAAACAAUGCACAAGACUGGAGAUGGAGAUAAUUUCAAGACUGAGUUCAAGAUAACAGUGUGCUACCGAGGGGAGAAAGUGCUUGAGACGCUGGUUGGGAAUGAAGCUGGAUUCCGCCUAGUCUACAGGCCUAACCUCGUUGGUGCAGUUUCGGAUUGUGACACAGACCUCACCCUCGUCUCUCUGCCAAAACCUGGACCAAUGCUGGAUAAAACCCAAGCUAAGCUGACCCAAAGGAUUCUGGAUAUUCUGGGAGACGGCGUUGACGUAAGGGUAUCAGGUCACGUGGUCUACGGCCAGCGUCGGGGUGAAAUCAAAGCUUUCUGGAGCUUCGACAAGUUUGACAACACCAGAAAGCCUCAAGAGAUUUCUAAACUGAACCCUGAAACUCUUUAUCCCUUCAGGACAUUUUUGCAAGGAAUAAUGGACUUCAUUCAAGGGAGGGACAGGGACUGCCCUCCCUGCACCCUGUUCAUCUGUCUCGGGGAGAAGUGGCCUGACCCAGAGAACCGGCCUUGGGAGAAAAAACUCAUCACUGUUGAGGUGGUCUUGACUUCAAUGGAGUUACUGAAGAGUAUAGCUGUUGGAGGCGGCGCCUCCUCCCUGCAGUCUGUAGAGCUGCAGAUGUCACUCGAGGAGAUGAUGGAGCUGCAUUGAUGCACCACUCUGUGCCAGCAGGAAAUAGCUGCUUACCCUUAUGUUUACCUGAUUCAGUGUAAAUAUGUGUGCUUUUAAAAAAGAAAUUGACAUAAAUAAGAUCUAUGAUAUUUAAUAAGCUCUUUCUGGUACAAUUUGUAUUAGUAUGUUUUUAAAGAAUCAAAACAAAUUCAGAGAUCAACCACCAUUUGUGCCUCAAUUAGUGACAGUAAAAUUAUUUGCAUUUUUAUGUGACAAUACUUUUUCUUUAAGGUUAUCAAAGACAACAGUGUCUGUAAUGAGUCGCUUGGUACAAUGGCAUUUUACAGGCUUUACUCAAUGAAAUAUGACUUAAAUUCACAAAUAUUAAUGCUCUAGCCUUUGAAUAAUGUGUAAUGUGUGGUUUAUUUGCAAUUUUUUGAACAGCAGUCCUUUAAAGAGAAUUGCAUGUAACUGUACAUUUUAACACAUUUAAAACCUUUAUUGAAAGACUUACGGGCAUUAUAAUAAUCAGGAAAUCAGUUUAUUGUCAGCAACUACAACAUGUCAAGAAUUCCAUUCUUGACUGAAACCAGUGUGAAAGCUGCUCUACGAUCUGUAUUAUAAGUCUGAAUCCAAAUACGAAGAAAUAAAAAAAAAAAGAAAAUCA
This is a messenger RNA of Cololabis saira (Pacific saury), 2190 nucleotides long. RefSeq names its product interferon regulatory factor 3 (gene irf3). The record is from RefSeq and is a predicted model, not a curated record. Lineage: Eukaryota; Metazoa; Chordata; Actinopteri; Beloniformes; Belonidae. The transcript has 11 exons. Gene Ontology annotation, biological process: regulation of transcription by RNA polymerase II; immune system process. The coding region runs from base 186 to 1562 and encodes 458 amino acids. Gene Ontology annotation, cellular component: nucleus. Gene Ontology annotation, molecular function: protein binding; RNA polymerase II cis-regulatory region sequence-specific DNA binding; DNA-binding transcription factor activity, RNA polymerase II-specific.